Molecule: messenger RNA, 2117 nt
Organism: Symbiodinium sp. CCMP2456
Lineage: Eukaryota; Dinophyceae; Suessiales; Symbiodiniaceae
Source: the annotation of a GenBank genome assembly
GUGCCCCAAAUGUGGCCAGGCUGGCUUCAUGCGAGGCUUUGGCUGGUACCUUUGCUGUGCCUAUGACAAGCCCGCCGAAGUCUUGUGGGACACGUGGGAGUCUGGAGACUGAAUCCUACGAUAGCACCGUGGAAGAUGCACAGUGCCCGUACCCCAGAAAGAAAGACAUAGCCUCCGGCCCAACCGUGCCACCUGCAAACACCGGCCCCACCGACACUACGGCAAAGCCGGCCCACCCGUUGCCUGUGACUGCACCGAGCCAAACCGUGGCAGAGGCAAACCCUGGUGACAUCUUGCCUGCCACAAACCCUAGCCACACCAUGCCUUCGACUGGAGCCUUGCCUUCAACUGGAUCCGUGACGCCGACAAACCCGGGCCACGCCGUGCCUUCGAAUGGACCCAUGCCACCGGCAAACCCAGGCCACACCGUGCCUUCGACUGGACCCAUGCCACCGACAAACCCGGGCCACGCCGUGCCUUCGAAUGGACCCAUGCCACCGGCAAACCCAGGCCACACCUUGCCUUCGACUGGACCCAUGCCACCGACAAACCCAGGCGCAAACCCGGGCCACACCGUGCCUUCGACUGGACCCAUGCCACGUCAUGUGACCCCCAAGAAAAGCAGGAUGAGACGCUACUUCGAGCCCAAGAAAUGUGGGUCGCUAAAGUGCUCUCCGGAAGCACUAGCCCUAUACAAGACGGCUGAUGGACGUACCAAGCUUCGGGAACUCUUGAAAACUCACGGCAACUUCAAGGCCCUUGAACUGCACGUCCGGAAGACCCAUCUGAGUAGCUACGGCAAGAGCAAGGAAGGCCAGUGGGUGACAAAGCAAUUCUUGGCGCAGUCUGAACAUUGGACCCCGCCCAAUCCUAAGAAGAUGAUUUCUGCAGCAUGGCAAUGGGCAGCACGGACCAAGAAUUUGCGAAAAAAUGCCGUGCACGGGGAGGAGGAAGCGAGGCUUGUCCUCACGGACAAAUUCGAAGCCCAAGACCUCACAUCGCAAGAGACGGACCUUCGAGGGAGAAUCGAUGUCGAGGACGACUCCGGAUUUCUGUUGUCGAACGACAUACCGAGCAUCGAUGCCGACGAGAAUGCUUUGGCCAAUGGUCUUGCAACCGAGCCAGCCUCCUCCAGUGGCUCCGCCCAGCAGAUGGAAUCCUUCUCCGCGAGUGCCAGCUUCAAGAAGCUAGAUUGUGCCCACACCCCAAAUCCGAAGGCUGACAUUUCCAAGCCUUUCGCAAACGAGCUCACCUGUCCAGCUGCUACCGGAGAUCGGUUGGCAACUGUGGGAGGAGCUCGGGCGACAGCGCUCCGCGACCGGAUCGCAGAUGUGCUCAAGGGCAUGAAAGCCAUGUUCAGUGAUCUGACCAAGAAGCAGUCUGAUGCUUUGACCCGGCCGCUGGAUAAGCCGUUCUCGGACAGCAUCCUUCGCAUGUUUGCAGAUGUGACGAAGCAGGACCUCAUUAUGAACAACUAUAUUGUGAGGUCGGUGAAAUCCACAGCAGGGUCCUCGAAGCCUUCCAAGUCCAAGGGCCCAGCCAAGAAGGAUAAGGCCGAGAAGGCAAAGCCUUCCAAGAAAAAAGGCGGCAAGAAGAGCCCCACCAAGGCUAAGGGAAAGAACCCGAAAGCCGGUAUGUUUCCACGAGCAGAGCAACAUGCCCGCAACGGCAAUGACGACGAAGGCCGUGUGAGCGACGGCGAAGAUUCCGAUGACGACCUGGCAAAUGAGCUCUUCAUGGGCUUUCAAACGGGUGACCGGCCGUUAUCUUCCAGUGGAUAUUUCUACAGUGAGGACACCAAUCCGACUAGUCAACAAAGGCAGACCGAGAACAGUUGCAACAGCUUUCCCCGUGGUCAUGCCAAGGAGUUUGCCAGCCGGCUGACACCACUGGCAGUUCAUGGGGAUGAGGGACGAGGCAAGGCCAAGCACCCCAUCAUGAUAUUGUCGGUGCAACCUGUAAUCGGACCGAAAGGUCCCGAUUUUGUGAACACCAGUGGGUUGAGGGAGUAUCCGGGAGGAUGCGGAAAGGGACAUGAUUGUGGUGUCAUGAAUGCAUGGCUGGAAGAGCUGACUGGACGAGUCGACGAAACAACUCUUGUAGCUUGGAUCAUAUAA